AUAGAAACUAUAAGGAUGUUUUUGUCUGUUAAGAGGAUUUACAAGGCAAGAAAUAUGGAGAACCAUAACUUUGAGGAUGACAGGCUAGAUGCUGACUUGGAUGAUCUUGACGUAGAUGUCCAUUCUACUGUUAUAUAUGGAGUUGAAGAUACGCCAGCUCCUCACAUGUGUGUUGUGUUUGCUUUACAGCAAGCUAUAUUAUGUAUUGGAAGUACAUUGUCCAUACCGUUUAUUCUCGGGGACCAGCUAUGUACCGACUUAUUUCCAGCACAGGAAAAGGCUAAUGUCAUUGCCCAACUUUUAAGUAUCUCAAUGUUUAUGUGUGGAAUUGCUACACUUUUACAAACAACGUUUGGGGUAAGAUUAGGAAUAAUACAAGGAGGAUCGCAUGUUUUUAUUGCUCCAAUUGUUGCCAUGAUGUCUUUAGAGAAAUGGAAAUGUCCAACAAGUCUUGAAAUUCCAUCAGCAAAUGGAACAAAUAUUACGACUUUUAUGAACCAAGAUCAGAAAGAUGAGAUAUGGCAGAGCAGACUCAGAGAGAUUCAGGGAAAUUUGAUGCUUGCAUCACUGAUCCAAGUCAUUCUGGGAAUUACUGGCAUUAUGGGUCUUCUACUGAAAUACAUUGGACCUCUAACAAUAGCUCCAACUAUAUCAUUAAUAGGACUUUCACUCACUGCUGUCGCGGCAGACUUCAACAGAACACACUGGGGAAUAGCAAUGUUAACGUUGGUUUUAAUUGGAUUUUUCACUUUGAUUAUUGGACGUGUCCGAGUUCCUUGUCUUGGCUUUAGUUUGAAGAAGAAAUGUUACGUGUUCAGAUAUCCAGUGUUUCAACUGAUGCCAGUACUGCUUAGUGUUGGUAUAUGCUGGAUUCUGUCCUAUAUUUUGACGGUAACGGAUACUUUAACAAAUGACCCUAAAGCACCGGCAUAUAAAGCGAGAACAGAUUCACGACUUGAUGUUGUAGCAGACAUUGGCUGGUUCUCCUUUCCAUUACCUUUCAGUUUUGGCAUUCCAACUGUGUCGGCUGCAGGAUUUGUAGGGAUGUUAGGCGCUACUUUAUCGUCUGUCAUAGAAUCCAUUGGUGAUUAUUUCGCCGCAGCACGCAUAUCUAAUGCAUCUCCACCACCACCACAUGCAAUUAACCGAGGCAUAGCUGCGGAAGGUUUCUCCAGUAUUAUAUCGGGUAUGGUUGGUGCUGGACAUGCAACUACAUCAUACAGUGGAAAUAUUGGAGCAAUUGGAAUCACUAAGGUAGCAAGUAGACGGGUGUUCCAGGUUGCAGGUUUAAUACUUCUCAUUGGUGGGAUUAUCGGUAAAUUUGGUGCAGUGUUAACACUCAUCCCAGAUCCAAUAAUUGGCGGGACAUUAACCAUCGUCUUUGGUAUGGUGGCAGCUGUUGGAAUUUCAGUUCUGCAGUUUAUAGAUUUUUCAUCUACUAGAAAUCUAACAAUUCUUGCUAUAUCUAUGAUUCUUGGAUUAAUGAUUCCUCAAUGGUUGAGUCAAAAUACAGAUGCCAUUGAUACCGGAUCUGAAGAUUUAGAUCAAGUUUUAAAAGUGUUACUUGGUACAGCCAUGUUUGUUGGGGGAGUACUUGGCUUUAUACUUGAUAAUUUGGUUCCAGGCACAUUAGAAGAGCGUGGAAUUCUUAAAUGGCGGGAGAGUUUAUACACUAAAUCAGGAGGAGCAAUGAAACCUGUUAUGUACGAAUAUCCUUACGUUACAAAAUAUAUUAAGAAAAUUACCUGUUGUUCAUAUUUCCCGUUAUCCCCAACAUUUAACAAAGAAUUAAACUGUUCAUGCUGUUCAAAAGAAAAUGAAACACCUGAACCAAGCAAAAGUCAGGAAUAUCAUCUCGCUGUUGGCAAUGGAGGUAUGCAGGAUGAACAAUUUGAUCACGGGGACACCAAGUUUUAAUCAUAUCAAGUAUUCAUAAUACAAAUGCCUCAGUGAAAACUAAUGAAUCUAUUUUUCGUGUAAAAAUGAUUGUAAAUAUAAUUGUUCCAGAUGACUGACUGAACAAAAUGUAACUAUUGUGUAUAUCUAUAUUAUGUAUAAAACACAUUUUGCAAGAUU
Molecule: messenger RNA, 2076 nt
Organism: Mytilus trossulus (common blue mussel)
Lineage: Eukaryota; Metazoa; Mollusca; Bivalvia; Mytilida; Mytilidae
Product: solute carrier family 23 member 2-like
Exons: 12
Coding region: 16-1917 (633 amino acids)
Biological process (GO): transmembrane transport
Cellular component (GO): membrane
Molecular function (GO): transmembrane transporter activity
Source: RefSeq, a predicted model, not a curated record